AAAAAAUGUAGUUUCUUGGAAUGUAAUGCUCAACGGGUAUGUAAAAGCAGGUUCGCUCGAUCUAGCGAGGGGUCUUUUCGAAGACAUUUCUGAAAAAGAUGUGGUUUCAUGGGGCACGAUUAUCGACGGGUACGUGCAAGCCGGGAGAUUGGGUGAGGCUCUCGAUCUGUAUAACCGAAUGACUCACACAGGCUUGGCCCCUAAUGAAGUUAUGAUAGUCGACUUACUUUCUUGCUGUGGACAGGCGGGGAAGCUCGUCGAGGGGCGUCAGUUUCACUGUCUCGCGAUGAAAACUGGUUUUAACCUUUACCAUUUCAUGCAGGCGACGUUAGUUCAUUUUUACGGAGCCUGUAGAGAAAUUAAAAACGCCGUUUUGCAGUUCGAAGAAGGAAGUAGCGAGCAUGUGGCGUGUUGGAACGCGCUUAUAUCGGGUCUAAUGAGAAACGGGAUGGUGGAUGAGGCCGUGCAAAAGUUUAGCACAAUGCAUGAAAGAGACAUUUUCUCAUGGAGCUCGAUGAUUUCUGGCUGCUCGCAAAACGGGCAGCUUAAUUUGGCCGUCGAGCUCUUUCACGAGAUGGUGGAAAAGGGGUUCGAGCCGAACGAGAUUACGAUGAUCGGCGUUUUUUCUGCUAUAUCGGGCCUGGGCCUUCUGGACGAGGGUAAACGGGCCCACGACUAUAUUUGCAGGAAUAGAAUCACAAUCAACAAUAAUCUGAGUGCUGCUAUUAUCGACAUGUACGCCAAAUGCGGGAACAUAAAUUUGGCUUUGGAAACGUUUUAUAAUUUUCGAGAGCAAGCAACAGAGGUUUCGCCAUGGAAUUCAAUUAUAUGUGGCCUAGCCAUGCACGGCCAUGUGGAAAUGUGUUUGAAGAUUUUUUCAGAUCUGCAGAGGCGAAAAAUAAGUCCCAACUCGAUCACGUUCAUAGGUGUGCUGAGCGCGUGCUGCCAUGCUGGACUUGUGGAAACAGGGGAAAUGCAUUUUAAGAGCAUGAGAUGUGUUUAUGGUUUAGAGCCGAAUAUUAAGCAUUAUGGGUGCAUGGUGGAUUUGUUGAGUCGGGCAGGGAGGUUGAGAGAGGCUGAGGAGCUCGUAAAUAGUAUGCCGAUGAAGGCUGAUGUCAUCAUAUGGGGUAUGCUGUUGGCUGCGUGUAAAGUGCAUGGAGACACGGAUAUAGGAGAGAGGGCAGCUCGGAAUUUGGCUGACGUGGAGCCCACGCAUGGGCCGAGUAGAGUUUUGCUUUCGAACCUUUAUGCAGAUGUGGGGAGGUGGGAUGAUGCUUUUGUUGUGAGAAGGGAAAUGCGUGUGGGGAAGCUUUCGAGGUGCCCGGGUUAUAGUGGCGUUGUGUGAGAUUUUUGGUUUUGAGAAAUAAAGCUUGUGCUAUGGAAAUUGGAGGGUAUGAAGCUCCAAACUUGAGGAAACUUGCAGACAAAAUUGCAGCUUCAGGCUUCUUGGUAGUGGCUCCUGAUUUUUUCUAUGGUGAUCCUUUUGGCCUUGAAAAGUCUAGAGAAUCAUGGCUAGAGGCUCAUAGUCCGGACAAAGGUUGUGAGGAUGCCAAGAUUGUAAUUGAUGACUUAAGAAGCAAAGGAGUGUCCAAAAUUGGAGUAGCAGGUUUCUGUUGGGGAGAAGUCAAGAUUCCAAUUGCAAUAUUGGGAGCAGAAAUCGACAAGCACGCACCACCUGAGCUCUUGAAAAAACUAGGAGAUAUUUUAUCAGCAAAAGCAGAGGUCGAUAGCUUUGUGAAGAUAUUUCCUGGUGUUGGUCAUGGAUGGACAGUGAGAUACAAGGAUGAUGAUGAAUUUGCUGUCAAGACUUCGAUAACCCGAUCCGAGACGCCAUUUCCAGGAUCCGGUUUGCUCCCGCCUCGAACAAUCUCCUCAUUUCCUCAUGGGACUCGGCAAGUUCUUCGACUUUAUGACGUGGAUGAAUCCGAGGUCCGAUUGGAAACUCCGACGACCCGAGGCGCAGCCCUUCUCGAUUGUUGUUUCGAGAGUGAGUCGGUGGCUCUAACGGCUAAUUCUGAUGGUUCAGUUGUCAGGUAUGAUAUGCGAUUGGGGAACAGCAAUGCAAUAGGAAAACAUGAUGAUGCAGCAACCUGUGUUGAAUACUCUGAGGAAACAUGUCAAAUCAUUACUUCUGGUUGGGAUAACAGCAUAAAGUUUUGGGAUGCACGGUCAGGCAGGGUCGAUUCUAUGUCAAUUUCUGUUUUCAAUUUGAUGGUUGCUCUCAAGUCUUCAGUGCAUAUAUAUGACUUGCGUUACUUAGAUAGGGAGGUUCGGGUUAAUGAACCUUUCACAGACAUCCAUGUAAAUUGUGUCCGCUCAAAUUCAAAUUUAGGAGGAUUUAUGACUGGAUCUAUAGAUGGGAGGGUUGCGUUGGAAUAUUUUGGUGAUUCCGGCUCUCAGAAAUGUGGGUAUGCAUUCAAAUGCCAUCCAAAGAGCAAAGAUGGAAGACAUCAUCUGGUAGCUGUAAAUGACAUUGCUUUCAAUCCAGUCUUAUGCGGUGUCAUUACUGGUGACAAUGAGGGUCAUGCAACAAUGUGGGAUGUUCAGAGCAGGAGACACUUAAUGGAGUUACCAAGAUAUCCCAAUAGUGUUGCUUCGCUGGCUUAUAACCAUGAUGGACAGCUUUUGGCAGUUGCAUCAAGUUUUACUUACCAGGAAGCUAAUGAAAGGGAACUGCCACCUCAGAUAUUUUUGCACCAAAUGGAUGAUAUUCAGCUUACAUCAGCUGUUGAAAUGAUUUAUAAUCAAAUGCAGGGGCCCUUAGAUCCGAUUUGCCGCAUCAUUUCUAAGCUUUUUUGUAUCUCCACUUUCCUUAAGUUCUAUGGGAAUGCCUUUUCAAAGAUAUAUCGUGUAGAGAUGGCUUCUGGUGCUAGCAAAUCAGCAGCAUUCAUGCUCUUGGUGCUCAAUAUUGUUCUCUACUUGAUUGUCAUUUUUAUUGCUUCAUGGGCAGUGAACCAUGGAAUUGAAAGAUCACACAAAAUGGCGUCUGUGUUGUCUCUCCCAGCACAGAUUUUUCCUAUAUAUUACCCGUUUGGAAACUCGGCUACUGGUUUUGUAGUCCUUCUUUCACUUAUAGCUGGAGUUGUGGGAUUUACUACAUCAGUUACUGGAAUUGGUGAAGUAAUUCAAUGGGAUGCUCCAAAUUUACAUGCAGCUGCUACAUCUUCUCUCAUAUCUUGGUUACUCACAAUGCUGUCCAUGGGACUUGCAUGCAAGGAGAUCGAUAUAGGGUGGACAGAUUCAAACCUGGUAAAGGAUUUGAGAACACUGGAGACUAUUUUGAUACUUUUGGGUGGGACUCAGCUUUUCUGCACUGCUGCGAUCUAUAUAGGGGUUGAUGACUUGGAUGUGGUGGCAGAAUACAAAAUCUCCAUGCAUUGCAAUGCAUGUGAAAAGAGUGUUGCAAAAGUCAUUUCCAAAAUCAAAGGUGUGGAGAAGAUUGUAACCGAUAUGACGAACAACAAAGUGGUGGUAACUGGAAAAAUUGAUCCGCACAAAGUAUUGAAGAAAUUGAAAAAGAAAACUGGAAAGAGGGUCGAGCUGCUAUUUUUGGAGGACCCAAAUGCUAAAAAAGACGAAGAGGAAAGAAUAGAAGAUAAUAACAAACAAGUCAUGAUGAAUUCUUGGAUGGUUCAUUACUAUGGAGAGGGCGAAAUGCACAUGAUGUUCAAUGAUGAGAAUCCAAAUGCUUGUUGGAUAAUGUGA
Striga asiatica is the source of this 3705-nucleotide messenger RNA. NCBI's taxonomy places the organism in Eukaryota, Viridiplantae, Streptophyta, Magnoliopsida, Lamiales, Orobanchaceae. The record is from the annotation of a GenBank genome assembly.